CCCGUCAACGGAACGUGAAUCAAACUUCCCCGAUCAGAUUUUCAGGUUUGUCCUCGACGAGCUCACCUCGGAUUUUCGACUCUCUUAGUCAGAAUCCCUGAUUUAGAUCGAUCGAAGUAGUGUGUUUUUGACUGUUGAAGCUAAUCUCGUCAAGGAUUACUAGCUAUGAACACUAUCGUUGCGCAGUUGCAGAGACAAUUUCAAGACUACAUCGUUUCUCUGUAUCAACAGGGAUAUCUUGAUAAUCAGUUCUCUGAGUUGAGAAAAUUGCAAGAUGAAGGCACCCCUGAUUUUGUAGCUGAGGUUGUCUCUCUCUUCUUUGACGACUGUGCUAAGCUUAUAAGUAACAUGUCUAGAUCACUGGCCAGGCCAGAUAAUGUGGAUUUCAAACAGGUAGAUUCAGGGGUGCAUCAACUCAAGGGUAGUAGCUCAAGUAUCGGUGCAAGGAGGGUUAAAAAUGUGUGUAUAGCUUUCAAGGAAUGUUGCGAUGUUCAGAACCGUGAAGGGUGUUUAAGGUGUUUGCAGCAGGUGGAUUAUGAAUAUAAGAUGCUAAAGACCAAACUUCAGGAUCUGUUUAAUUUAGAGCAACAGAUCCUCCAAGCUGGAGGUAAAAUUCCUCAAGUGGAUAUAAAUUAGACUGAUGCGUUUCUCGUUUAUGCAAAUGCUCAAGGCUGAAGUCUAAAGACAUGAUGAUGAUACCGACACUCUGAAGUAUUUAUUGUUGUUGUUGUUGUUGUUGUUGUUGUGUGAAUGUGUUUUAGAUCGAGGUUCAGCAACACUAUCCCUAGCCAAAUAUCUUGUAUUGUUUAGACUCUUAAUUGAGCUAUAACUAUAAGAGUAAUUGUAAGUUAAUAACUAGACAUAUCCAUAUGACCAUAUAUAUGCUGGCUUCAGGAUGUGUUUUGUGACCAAUCAGAUAUGAAUGGCAAUGUUGAUACAAUAUUGAUA
Capsella rubella is the source of this 948-nucleotide messenger RNA. Its product is annotated as histidine-containing phosphotransfer protein 5. The transcript is spliced from 6 exons. Gene Ontology annotation, biological process: phosphorelay signal transduction system; cytokinin-activated signaling pathway; phosphorylation. The coding region runs from base 166 to 636 and encodes 156 amino acids. NCBI's taxonomy places the organism in Eukaryota, Viridiplantae, Streptophyta, Magnoliopsida, Brassicales, Brassicaceae. Gene Ontology annotation, cellular component: nucleus; cytoplasm. The record is from RefSeq and is a predicted model, not a curated record. Gene Ontology annotation, molecular function: histidine phosphotransfer kinase activity; protein histidine kinase binding.